Messenger RNA from Cynoglossus semilaevis (tongue sole), 14973 nucleotides. Its product is annotated as low-density lipoprotein receptor-related protein 1-like. The record is from RefSeq and is a predicted model, not a curated record. The transcript has 90 exons. Gene Ontology annotation, molecular function: calcium ion binding; protein binding; hormone binding. Bases 566 to 14266 code for a protein of 4566 amino acids. NCBI's taxonomy places the organism in Eukaryota, Metazoa, Chordata, Actinopteri, Pleuronectiformes, Cynoglossidae. Gene Ontology annotation, cellular component: signaling receptor complex; plasma membrane; apical plasma membrane. Gene Ontology annotation, biological process: receptor-mediated endocytosis.
CAGAGUAGUCCACACACACACACACACACUGGUGAAGCAGCAGGAGGAGGAAUCCACUAUCUCCACUCAUGCAAACAGCAGCAGCAGCAGCAGCAACACGGGGAGACAACGGACAUAUAAAGAAAACGCUUUGACUUUUCUUGUUUUUCCUUCUUUUUUUCUGGAGCUCGACAGAGGAAUGAGCUGAGUCUGCCUGUCUGUCUGUGAGUGAGUGAGUGAGUGAGAGUGUGCAGACAGCACGACAGUAGUGGCAUGGUGUUGUGAGAGCAGAGAGCCCCCAGCUCCGUGGAACACAGCCUGCACUGUGCAUCAUGUUUGAAAGCCGAUGAUCAAUUAGAAAUAUACAUGAGAGAGCUGCCGCCGCUGCUGCAUUGGCCAUAGCCUCUCCGGGCUGAAGCCCUGUUACUACAGAAGCCCGUCUGAAGGCUGAGCGGACAAUCACAGCCCAACUACCGGCGGCGGUUCGGAUGAGGUGCUCGAUCGGCCGGUUUGCUUGUAGAAAUCCGGCCAACUUUUGCUCCAUUCCUUUCUAACAGCAGUGCCACGGUCGGGCAUUGCUCCGGAGAUGGCGAUGAGGUGCCUCUACUUGGGAUUUAUUUUGCUCUGCUUGGAGAUCGUGUCUCCUAACGGUGCAACCGUAGCUCCCAAAGCUGAAGAUCAUCCCAAAACCUGCAGCUCUAAGCAGUUUGUAUGCAAGGACCAGGUGACCUGUAUCUCCAAAGGCUGGCGCUGUGACGGUGAAAAGGACUGUCCAGAUGGCUCCGAUGAAUCACCAGAUAUCUGCACACACAGCAGAGUGAACCAGUGUCCCGUCAAUGAACACGGCUGCCUGGAUGUAGAUGUGUGUUUACAUAUGAGUAAACUGUGUGAUGGAGUCCCCGACUGCACCGAUGGCUGGGACGAGGGGCCUCACUGCAGAGCACGAGCACCAGCCUGUGCGUCCCAUGGGUGUCAGUACCACUGCGCGGUGACUCACGAUGGGCCUCAGUGUUACUGCAGAAAUGGCUUUGAGGUCGCUUCAGACGGAAAGACGUGUAAAGAUUUCAAUGAAUGCAACGUGUACGGGACGUGCAGUCAGACGUGCACAAACUCUGAGGGCUCCUACACCUGCAGCUGUGUGGAGGGUUACCUGCUGCAGCCUGACAACCGAUCCUGCAAAGCCAAACUUGAGCCCGUGGAUCGUCUGCCCAUGCUGCUGAUCGCCAACCUCCACGACAUCCGCUGCACGUCACUCAGCGGCUCCACGUCCUGGCUGCCCGUCAUCACGACCAAACAGGCGAUGGCCAUGGACUUCAUCUACGCUGAGGAGACCGUCUGCUGGAUCGACGUGGGUGACACUCCUGCUGCCACGCAGCUGAAGUGUGCCAGCAUCCCAGACCUGAAGAGUGUCACCAACAUCCGCACCAUCAACAUCUCCCUCAGCCUGCACCAUGUCGAGCAGAUGGCCAUCGACUGGCUGACCGGAAACUUCUACUUCGUGGAUGACGUCGAUGACCGGGUUUUUGUUUGCAACAAGAAUGGUCAGACGUGUGUGACCCUGUUGGACCAGGAGCUGUACAACCCCAAAGGCAUCGCCCUGGACCCAGCCAUGGGUAAAGUGUUCUUCACUGAUUACGGCUCGACACCGAGGGUGGAGCGAUGUGACAUGGACGGACAGAACCGCACCAAGCUGGUGGAGAGCAAGAUUGUAUUCCCACAUGGUAUCACCCUAGACCUGGUCAACAGGCUGGUCUACUGGGCCGACGCCUACCUGGACUACAUCGAAGUGGUGGACUAUGAGGGCAAAAACCGACACACCAUCAUCCAGGGUCUGCUGAUUGAGCACCUGUAUGGACUGACCGUCUUUGAGAACUACCUGUACGCCACCAACUCGGACGAAGGCAACCUCAACCCCAAGACCAGCGUGAUCCGAGUCAACCGCUUCAACAGCUCUGACUUCCAGGUGGUGACGAGAGUUGACCGAGGGGCGGCGCUGCACGUGUACCACCAGAGACGCCAACCUCAAGUGCGCAGCAACGCCUGUGCUUUGGAUCAGUUUGGAAAAGCUGGAGGUUGUUCCGACAUCUGUCUGCUGGGAAACAGCCACAAAACUCGUACCUGCCGCUGUCGCUCUGGGUUCAGCCUUGGCAGUGAUGGAAAGUCCUGCAAGAAACCAGACCAUGAACUGUUCCUGGUGUACGGUAAAGGUCGUCCCGGAAUCAUCCGGGGCAUGGACAUGAACGCCAAGGUUCCAGAUGAGUACAUGAUACCCAUCGAGAACUUGAUGAACCCCAGAGCUCUGGAUUUCCAUGCUGACAGUGAGUUCAUCUACUUCGCCGAUGCCACCAGUUAUAUCAUUGGACGGCAGAAGAUAGACGGCACAGAAAGAGACACCAUCCUGAAGGAAGGUAUCCACACAGUGGAAGGGAUUGCAGUGGACUGGAUGGGAGGUAAUCUGUACUGGACAGAUGACGGCCCUAAGAAGACUAUCAGUGUUGCCAGGCUGGAGAAGGCUUCACAGACACGCAAGACUCUCAUUGAGGGGAAAAUGAGUCAUCCACGAGCCAUUGUGGUCGACCCACAGCAAGGAUGGAUGUACUGGACCGACUGGGAGGAAGACCCCACAGAGAGCAACAGAGGGAAGAUUAAAAAAGCCUGGAUGGAUGGUUCACAUCACCAAGUCUUCUUGACCAGCAAGACGGUUCUGUGGCCCAAUGGCCUGAGUUUGGACAUCCCCCAGGGCAUACUGUACUGGGUAGAUGCCUACUAUGACCGCAUAGAGCUGGUGUUCCUAAACAGCACCGAGAGGAAAGUGGUGUAUGAAGGACAAGAGCUCAACCACGCCUUUGGAUUAUGUCACUACAAACAGUUCCUUUUCUGGAAUGAGUACCGCGGCGGCAGCAUCUAUAAACUGGACCAGGUCACUAAGACGGUCACCCUGCUGCGUAACGAGAGGCCGCCCAUCUUUGAGAUCAGAGUGUAUGACGCACACCAGCAGCAAGGCUCCAACGCAUGUCGAUUUUCCAACGGUGGCUGCAGCAGCCUGUGCCUCGCUAUCCCCAACGGCAGGUCCUGUGGCUGUGCCGACGACCAAAUCUUGGACGCUGACAAUGUCACCUGUAAAGCCAAUCCCUCCUACGUGCCUCCGCCCCAGUGCCAGCCUGGAGAGUUUGCCUGCAAGAACAACCGCUGCAUCCAAGAGCGAUGGAAGUGUGACGGGGACAAUGACUGUCUGGACAACAGCGAUGAGGCCCCGGAGCUGUGCCACCAACACACUUGUCCAGCCGACCGCUUCAAAUGCCAGAACAACCGCUGUAUCCCUCUGCGCUGGCUCUGUGACGGAGACAACGACUGUGGCAACGAUGAAGACGAGUCUAACACCACCUGCUCUGCCCGGACUUGUCCACCCAACCAGUACCCCUGUGCCAGCGGGCGCUGCAUUCCCAUCUCCUGGACCUGCGACCUGGACGAUGACUGUGGAGAUCGCUCAGAUGAACCGGACUCCUGCGCCUACCCCACCUGCUUCCCUCUCACACAGUUCACCUGUGCCAACGGCCGCUGCAUCAACAUCAACUGGCGCUGUGACAACGACAACGACUGUGGAGACAACAGUGAUGAAGCCGGCUGCAGUCACUCCUGCUCCAGUGUCCAGUUCAAAUGUAACAGUGGCCGCUGCAUACCAGAAUACUGGACCUGUGACGGUGACAACGACUGUGGAGACUACAGUGAUGAGACCCACGCCAACUGUACCAACCAGGCGACUCGUCCUCCAGGUGGCUGUCACGUAGAUGAGUUCCAGUGUCGGAUGGAUGGGCUGUGCAUUCCCAUGCGUUGGCGGUGUGACGGCGACACAGACUGUAUGGAUCUGAGUGAUGAGAACAACUGUGAGGGUGUUACCCAUAUGUGUGACCCUGCUGUCAAGUUCAGCUGCAGAGACUCUGCGCGCUGCAUUAGCAAAGCCUGGGUUUGCGACGGCGACAGCGACUGCGAGGACAACUCCGAUGAGGACAAUUGUGAGGCCUUGGUGUGCAAGUUGUCUCAGCACAUCUGUGCUACCAACGAUUCCAUCUGUGUGCCGGUGGAGAAACUGUGUGAUGGCACGGAUGAUUGUCCCGAUGGAUCUGACGAGAAACUCUGUGAUUUGUGUUCAUUGGACAAUGGAGGUUGCAGUCACAACUGCAGCAUCAUUCCUGGUGAGGGCUUCAUGUGUUCCUGUCCUCUGGGCAUGGAGCUGGGAGCUGACAAUAAGACCUGCCAGAUUCAGAGCUUUUGUGCCAAACACCUUAAGUGCAGCCAGAAAUGUGAGCAGGAGAAGUUCAGCGUCAAGUGCUCCUGCUACGAAGGCUGGGAGCUGGACUCUGACAUGGAGAGCUGCACAAGUACAGAUCCCUUCAAGCCUUUCAUUAUCUUCUCCAACCGCCAUGAGAUCAGAAGGAUUGACCUUCACAAAGGGGAGUUCAGUGUACUAGUACCAGGCCUGAGGAACACCAUCGCACUGGACUUCCACCUCAACCAGAGCACUCUCUACUGGACUGAUGUUGUGGAGGACAAAAUUUAUCGUGGGAAGUUGUCUGAUAAUGGAGCUCUGACCAGUUUUGAGGUGGUGAUACAGUAUGGACUGGCUACGCCUGAGGGACUGGCUGUGGACUGGAUCGCGGGGAACAUCUACUGGGUGGAGAGCAACUUGGACCAAAUUGAAGUGGCCAAGCUGGACGGGACCAUGAGAACCACCCUGUUAGCUGGAGAGGUGGAGCAUCCUCGAGCCAUCGCUUUAGACCCCCGUGAUGGUAUUCUGUUCUGGACGGACUGGGAUGCCAGUCUGCCCAGGAUUGAGGCAGCAUCCAUGAGCGGUGAAGGCAGACGCACCAUCCACAGAGAAACAGGCAGUGGUGGUUGGCCCAAUGGGCUCACUGUGGACUACAUGGAAAGACGCAUUGUCUGGAUCGACGCCAGGUCGGACGCCAUUUACUCUGCCAUGUACGACGGUUCUGGGCUGAUUGAAGUACUGCGAGGACAUGAAUAUUUGUCCCACCCCUUCGCUGUGACCAUGUACGGAGGCGAGGUCUACUGGACUGACUGGCUGACUAACACUUUGGCCAAAGCAAAUAAAUGGACGGGACAUAAUGUGACUGUAGUCCAGCGCACCAACACGCAGCCCUUUGACCUGCAGGUCUAUCACCCGUCCAGACAACCACAGGCUCCAAAUCCGUGUGCCGGUAAGGAUGGUCAAAGCCCGUGCUCUCACCUCUGUCUCAUCAACUUCAACCAGACGUUCUCAUGUGCCUGCCCUCAUCUCAUGAAGCUGCAGCCUGACAAACGAACCUGCAAAGAGUCGCGCAAAUUCCUCCUCUACGCUCGCCAGAUCGAGAUCCGAGGCGUGGACAUCGACAACCCUUACUACAACUACAUCAUUUCCUUCACUGUGCCGGACAUAGACAAUGUGACAGCAGUGGACUAUGACGCCGUGGAGCAUCGCAUCUACUGGUCAGACGUUCGAACACAGACCAUCAAGAGAGCUUUUAUCAAUGGCACUGGGGUGGAGACUGUUGUCUCUGCUGAUCUUCCAAAUGCUCAUGGACUGGCUGUAGACUGGAUCUCCAGGAACCUCUUCUGGACCAGCUACGAUGCCAACAAAAAGCAGAUUAACGUGGCCAGACUGGAUGGAUCUUUCAAGAACGCUGUCAUCCAAGGAUUAGACAAGCCACACUGCCUGGUGCUGCACCCCCUGCUGGGGAAGCUUUACUGGACUGAUGGAGACAACAUCAGCAUGGCCAAUAUGGACGGCAGCAACCAGACAACACUCUUCACCAAUCAGAAGGGACCCGUAGGUCUUUCUAUCGAUUUUGAAAAGGAGCAGCUCUAUUGGAUCAGCUCAGGAAACAGCACCAUCAACAGGUGCAACAUGGACGGGUCUAAGCUGGAGGUACUGGAAGGUGUGAAAGGCAAACUCACCAAGGCGACUGCACUGGCCAUCAUGGGAGACAAGCUGUGGUGGGCGGACCAAGGGACAGACCAGAUAGGAAGAUGUGACAAGAGCGACGGAGGAAACUGGAAGGUCAUGAGGAACAACACGUCACCUAUGAUGCACAUGAGGAUUUACGACGAGGAUGUGCAGAAAGCAGGUAUCAACCUGUGCAGCAACAACAAUGGCGACUGCUCCCAGCUCUGUCUCCCCACCUCCCCGACCACCAGGUCCUGCAUGUGCACGGCGGGCUACAGCCUGAAGACGGGACAGCAGUCCUGCGAGGGUAUGGGCUCGUUCCUGCUCUACUCCGUUCACGAGGGAAUCAGAGGAAUUCCACUGGACCCAGCGGACAAAUCUGACGCCUUGGUGCCAGUGUCUGGCACCUCUCUGGCGGUUGGCAUCGACUUCCACGCUGAGAAUGACACCAUCUACUGGGUGGACAUGGGUCUGAGCACCAUCAGCAGGGCUAAGAGAGAUCAGACAUGGAGGGAAGAUGUGGUCACCAAUGGAAUCGGCAGGGUGGAGGGCAUCACUGUGGACUGGAUAGCAGGAAACAUUUACUGGACUGACCAGGGCUUUGACGUGAUUGAGGUGGCCAGGCUGAACGGCUCUUUCCGCUAUGUAGUCAUUUCCCAGGGCCUGGACAAACCCAGAGCCAUUACUGUCCACCCAGUCAAAGGAUAUCUCUUCUGGACAGAGUGGGGUCAGUAUCCCCGUAUCGAACGUUCUCGUUUGGACGGCACCCAGAGGUGGGUCAUGGUCAAUGCGAGCAUCAGCUGGCCAAAUGGAAUCUCCAUCGACUACGAGGACGGUUUUCUGUACUGGUGCGACGCCAGGACGGACAAGAUUGAGCGCAUCAACCUGGAGACUGGAGAGAACAGGGAGGUGGUGCUGGCCAACAACAACAUGGACAUGUUCGCAGUGUCUGUGUUUGAGGAAUACAUUUACUGGAGUGACAGGACUCACGCCAACGGUUCCAUCAAAAGAGGCAGCAAAGACAACGCCACAGAUGCUGUUCAGCUCCGCAGUGGGAUCGGUGUGCAGCUCAAGGACAUCAAGGUUUUCAACAGGGCCAGGCAGCAAGGCACCAACGUCUGCAAAGACAAGAAUGGCGGCUGUGAGCAGCUGUGUCUCUAUCGUGGGAAUGAUAAGCGCACCUGCGCCUGUGCUCACGGUAUGCUGGCAGAGGACAACCGCAGCUGCCGCGACUACGACGGGUACCUGCUGUACUCUGAACGCACCAUCCUGAAGAGCAUCCACCUCUCGGAUGAGACCAACCUCAACGCGCCGAUUAAGCCAUUCGAAGAUCCGGAUCAUAUGAAGAAUGUGAUCGCCCUCACCUUUGACUACCACGGCGGCGGAGGAAAAGGUUCCAACCGCAUCUUCUUCAGCGACAUCCACUUUGGCAACAUCCAGCAGAUCAACGAUGACGGCACCGACCGCAAGAUCGUGGUGGACAAUGUGGGGUCAGUCGAGGGCUUGGCGUAUCACCGUGCCUGGGACACGUUGUACUGGACCAGUUACACCACCUCCACCAUCACCCGCCACACCGUGGACCAGAGUCGCACUGUGGCCUAUAACCGCAACAUUGUGGUCACUAUGUCUGGAGAAGACCACCCCAGGGCCUUCGUGCUGGACGAGUGUCAGGAUAUCAUGUUCUGGACCAACUGGAAUGAGCAGUCCCCCAGCAUCAUGAGGGCCUCUCUGAACGGAGCCAACCUGCUUGUGAUCGUCGGGAGCGACAUUAAAACUCCAAAUGGCCUGGCCAUAGAUCAUCGGGCUGAGAAACUCUACUUCUCUGACGCCACUUUGGACAAGAUUGAACGCUGUGAAUAUGAUGGAAGCAGCCGUUACGUCUUAUUGAAAAACGAGCCUGUCCACCCGUUCGGCCUGGCCGUGUACGGAGACUACAUCUUCUGGACUGACUGGGUGAGGAGGGCCGUGCUCAGAGCUGAUAAGUACACAGGAGGAGACAUGAAGGUGCUGCGUGCAGACAUCCCUCAGCAGCCCAUGGGCAUUGUUGCUGUGGCUAAUGACACCAAUAGCUGCGAGUUUUCUCCUUGCCGAACAAACAACGGAGGUUGCCAGGACUUGUGUCUGCCCACAUCUGAUGGACGGGUCAACUGCAGCUGCCGUGGAGACAGACAGCUUCUGGAAGACAACACCUGCUCCUCUCUGAACGUCUCCUGUGGAAGUGUGGACGACUUUGAGUGUGGAAACGGAGACUGCAUCAACUACAGUCUGACCUGCGACGGCAUGGCCCACUGCAAAGACAAGUCGGAUGAGAAACAGUCGUACUGUGCCAACCGUCUUUGUAAGAAAGGCUACAGACGCUGCAUCAAUGGCCGCUGCAUCGGUCACCAGUUCUGGUGUGAUGGAACCGACGACUGUGGCGACCAUUCAGACGAACUGCCCUGUAACAUGACCCUGUGUAACGCAGGAGAGUUCCAGUGCAAAGAUGGAAGCUGCAUCUCCAACUACAGCCGCUGUGAUCAGGUGGUCAACUGUGAGGACGCCAGUGACGAAAUGAACUGCCAGGCCACAGACUGUUCCCGUUUCUUCCGUUUGGGAGUAAAAGGAGCAAAUUUCCAGAGCUGUGAGAAAACCACCCUGUGUUAUCUCCCCUCGUGGGUGUGUGACGGCAACAACGACUGUGGGGACUAUUCUGAUGAGAGAAACUGCCCAGAUAAAAAGAGACUCAAAUGUCCGGUCAACUUCUUCGCUUGUCCCAGCGGUCGCUGCAUCCCCAUGAGCUGGACAUGUGAUAAAGAGAACGACUGUGAGAACGGAGCUGAUGAGACACACUGUGACAAAUUUUGUACAUCCACCCAGUUUGAAUGUGCCAACCACCGCUGUAUCUCCAGUCACUGGGUUUGCGACAGCUCUGACGACUGUGGCGACGGCUCCGACGAGGAUGAGAGAUGCAAGUCCGUGACCUGCAGUCCUGAAGCCUUCCAGUGUCCAGGAUCUCACAAGUGCGUGCCACAGCGCUGGAAGUGCGAUGGAGACAAAGACUGUCCUGAUGGAGCUGAUGAGAGCGUCUUGGCUGGAUGCAUGUACACCAACAACACCUGUGAUGCUGAGAAUGAGUUCAUGUGCCAGAACAGACAGUGUAUCCCCAAACAGUUUGUGUGUGAUCAUGACAUCGACUGCUCUGACGGUUCAGACGAAUCUCCAGAAUGUGAAUAUCCAACCUGUGGACCAGACGAGUUCCGCUGUGCCAACGGCCGCUGCCUCAACCAGAAGAAGUGGGAAUGCGACGGAGAGUUUGACUGUCAGGAUCGAUCGGAUGAAGCUCCCAAGAACCCACGCUGCACUGACUCGGAGAGGACGUGUAACGACUCGGCCUUCAUGUGCCGUAACGGCAAGUGUCUGAAUGAGACACUUUUGUGCGACCGUAACGAUGACUGCGGUGACGGCUCAGACGAACUCAACUGCUUCAUCAAUGAGUGUCUCAACAGUAAGCUGAGCGGCUGCUCGCAGCUCUGUGACGACCUCAAGAUUGGCUACAAGUGCCGCUGUUACCCCGGCUUCCAGCUGAAGCGUGACGGGAAGACGUGUGUGGACGUAGACGAGUGUACCACCACCUACCCCUGCUCUCAGCGCUGCAUCAACAGUCACGGCAGCUACCACUGUCUCUGCGUGGACGGCUUUGAACUCAGCCCCAACGACCCGACCAUCUGCAAGUCCACAUCAGAAGUGGAGCCGUAUUUGAUCUUUGCUAAUCGCUACUACCUGAGGAAACUCAACCUGGAUGGUUCAAAUUACACCCUGAUAAAACAGGGUCUGAAUAAUGCAGUGGCGCUGGACUUCCACUAUGCAGAGCAGAUGAUCUACUGGACGGAUGUGACAACUCAGGGCAGCAUGAUCCGACGCAUGAAUAUGAACGGCAGCAACAUGGAGGUUUUACACCGUACCUCUCUCAGUAACCCUGACGGUCUGGCAGUGGACUGGGUCGGAGGAAACUUGUACUGGUGUGACAAAGGCCGAGACACCAUUGAGGUGUCCAAACUCAACGGUGCCUAUCGAACCGUGCUGGUCAACAAUGGGCUGAGAGAACCUCGAGCUGUUGCUGUGGAUGUUCGCUACGGGUUCCUGUACUGGUCAGACUGGGGUGAUAACCCUCACAUUGGGAGGAUCGGCAUGGACGGCACCAACAGGAGCGUGAUCGUAGAGGACAAAAUCACUUGGCCCAACGGACUGACCCUGGACUUCAUCAAUGAUCGUAUUUACUGGGCGGACGCCAGGGAGGACUACAUUGAGUUUGCCAGCCUCGAUGGCACCAACAGACAUACGGUUCUCAACCACGACAUCCCCCACAUCUUUGCCAUGACUCUGUUUGAGGAGUACAUCUACUGGACAGACUGGGAGACAAAGUCCAUUAACAGAGCUCACAAGUCCCUAGGAACCAACAAAUCCACCCUGAUCAGCACCCUGCAUCGACCCAUGGACAUUCACAUUUACCAUCCUUAUCGCCAGCCCGAAGUGCUGAACCAUCCAUGUCAGACCAACAACGGAGGCUGCAGUAACCUGUGUCUGCUGUCUCCUGGAGGAGGCUACAAAUGUGCCUGUCCCACCAACUUCUACCUGGCCAACGAUCAGCGCACCUGCAUGUCCAACUGCACAGCCAGCCAGUUUGUGUGCAAAAACGAUAAAUGCAUUCCUUUCUGGUGGAAAUGUGACACGGAGGACGACUGUGGCGACAGGUCGGACGAGCCAGCAGACUGUCCUGAGUUUAAGUGCAGACCAGGGCAGUUCCAGUGUGGUACAGGCAUCUGCACCAACCCUGCCUACAUCUGUGAUGGAGACAACGACUGUCAGGACAACUCAGAUGAAGCCAACUGUGAUAUCCAUGUUUGCCUGCCCAGCCAGUUCAAAUGUUCCCACCCAAGUCGCUGCAUUCCCGGUAUUUUCCGCUGCAACGGCCAAGACAACUGUGGAGAGGGAGAGGAUGAGAAGGACUGUCCUGAGGUCACCUGUGCUCCAACCCAGUUCCAGUGUGCCAUCACCAAGCGUUGCAUACCUCGUGUCUGGGUGUGCGACCGGGACAACGACUGUGUGGACGGAUCUGACGAACCGACCAACUGCACUCAGAUGACCUGUGGCGUUGAUGAGUUCAGAUGUAAGGACUCCGGCCGCUGCAUCCCAGCUCGCUGGAAGUGCGACGGCGAGGAUGACUGUGGUGAUGCAUCAGAUGAACCAAAGGAGGAGUGUGCGGAGAGGACAUGUGAGCCUUAUCAGUUCAGGUGCAAGAACAACCGCUGCGUACCCGGCCGCUGGCAGUGCGACUAUGACAACGACUGCGGCGAUAACUCGGAUGAAGACAACUGCCGGCCUCGACAGUGCUCAGAGAGUGAGUUUGCCUGCACAAAUGGUCGCUGUAUUGCCGGGAGGUGGAAAUGCGAUGGAGACCAUGACUGUGCUGACGGAUCAGAUGAGCAUGGUUGUGAGCUGAAGUGUGACAAUGACCAUUACCAGUGUAAGAACGGUCACUGUAUUCCCUACCGCUGGAGGUGUGACGCUGACCCUGAUUGCAUGGAUGGAAGUGAUGAGGAGAAUUGUGGCAAAACUGCUGAGCGUCAGUGCCCUCAGGAUGAAUUCCAGUGUAACAACACCCUGUGUAAACCGCUCGCCUGGAAGUGCGACGGGGAGGAUGACUGCGGGGACAACUCUGAUGAGAAUCCUGAGGAAUGCAGGAGGUUCCAGUGUCCUCCCACCAGGGCAUUCCGCUGCCAAAACGACCGUGUUUGUCUGCAACUCUCAAAAAGAUGCGACAGCGUCAAUAACUGUGGGGACAACUCAGACGAACUGAACUGCCCUGCUCCACCUGAUCCAACAUGUGAGAAGGAUGAGUUCCUGUGUGCAAACAGCAGGUGCAUCAGCUCCAACCUGCGCUGUAACUUCUUCAAUGACUGUGAAGACCACGGCUCUGAUGAGAUUAACUGCAAGACAGACACAAGGCUAAAUGACUGCAGGAGCAACAGAACUCAGUGUGGAGAUGGAGACGAAGCUCACUGUGUCACCUACGGCAGCGACUCCUUCUGCUCCUGCAAACCGGGGUUCCAGAAAGUAGGACAUCGCACCUGUGGAGAUAAGAACGAGUGUCUGCAGUUUGGAAUCUGUUCCCACAUGUGCAACAACACCAAAGGCUCGUACAAAUGCAGCUGCCACAAGUAUUUCACCAGGAUCAACGACACCUGCAAGGCCGACAGCAUGAACAGCAGCAGACAGAUUCUCUACAUUGCUGAUGACAAUGAAAUCCGCAGCCUGGACCCUGGAAUGCCCAACUGGCGUUACGAGCAGACGUUCCAGGGGGACGCCAGUGUUCGUAUCGAUGCGAUGGACCUGCACGUGAAGACCAACCGCAUCUUCUGGACCAACUGGCACACAGGCCGCAUCUCCUCCUACGAACUGCCAGGACAGUCGACGCUGUCCACGUCCUCGAACUCUCAUCGUCACAAACGGCAGAGCGAAGGCAGGAUCACAAACCUGCAGAUCAAAGAGCUGAAGAUGCCUCGUGGUAUAGCCGUAGACUGGGUGGCUGGGAACCUUUACUGGACCGACUCGGGUCGGGAUGUGAUCGAAGUGGCCCAGAUGACGGGUCAACACUGCAAGACCCUCAUCUCAGGCAUGAUCGACGAGCCGUACGCUAUCGUAGUGGAUCCACAGAGAGGAACCAUGUACUGGGCAGACUGGGGGAACCAUCCUAAAAUUGAGACAGCUGCUAUGGACGGCACUCUGAGACAGACACUGGUCCAUGAGAAUAUUCAGUGGCCCACGGGUUUGGCUGUGGAUUACUUCAACGAGCGUCUGUACUGGGCAGAUGCCAAACUCUCGGUGAUCGGCAGUGUCCGUUUGGACGGCUCUGACCCUGUCAUUGCUGCGUCGGGCAUCAAAAACAACCUGCUUCAUCCAUUCAGCAUAGAUGUCUUUGAGGAUUACAUCUACGGAGUCACGUACGUCAAUAACGUUGUCUUCCGAGUCAACAAGUUUGGAAAAGGCACCAUGGAGAAUCUCACCACCGGAAUCAACCACGCUACUGACAUCGUGCUGUACCAUCGCUACAAGCAGCCAGAGAUGACCAACCCAUGUGACAGGAAGAAGUGUGAGUGGCUGUGUCUGCUCAGCCCCAGUGGACCGGUGUGUACCUGUCCCAACAAGUACGUGGCCAACAACGGCACAUGUGUGGAGAGACCCACCCCCACGCAGUCACCGUUCUCGCCACCAUCAGGACCCUGUGAACUUCAGUGUCUGAACGGCGGCAGCUGCUUCCUCAACGCUCGUCAGGUGGCCAAGUGUCGCUGUCAGCCCAGCUACACCGGAGAAAGGUGCGAGAUCAACCAGUGCAGGGAUUACUGCAAGAAUGGAGGCACCUGUACUGCUUCACACACUGGUGCACCAACCUGCAGAUGUCCAAAAGGAUUCACAGGACCCACCUGCAACCGUCAGACCUGUCAGGACUACUGCUUAAACAAUGGCAACUGCACAGUCAACAUGGGCAACCAGCCCACCUGUAGCUGCCCACCAGAGCACCAGGGAGACCACUGCCAGUACACUAAAUGUGAAGGGUUCUGUCAGAACGGCGGAACCUGCCUGGAAACAGCCAACAGCACCAAGCUGUGUCUGUGUCCGUCUCAGUACAUCGGUCACCAGUGCGAGCUGGACAAGUGUCAGUUCUGUGGAACAGGCAAAUGUUUGACGUCGGCCUCAGGGGAGGUGUCCUGCAGUUGUCCUAAUGGUCAGAUCCAGCCCAGCUGCUACUCCUGUCUGGACUACUGUGCUAAUGGCCAGUGUUCAGUAGACACUCGGUCACUGCUGCCUCAGUGCAAGUGUCCCGUUGGCUGGAGAGGAUACAGAUGUGAAGUGGCAGCAGCUCCUGUUGAUUCUCCGUCUUCCAGUGGAAGCACCACCUCCAUCGUCAUCCCUGUGUUUCUGCUGCUCUUACUGGCACUGCUGGUGGUUGGUGCCAUCUGGUGGUACAAGCGGAGAAUGCGAGGAUCUCUAAGGCGGGGCAAAACUCGUUCUCAGUGCUCGCGCGCAAAGGGCUUCCAACACCACAGGAUGACGAAUGGAGCCAUGAAUGUAGAGAUUGGAAAUCCAGCCUAUAAAAUCUAUGAAGGAGACCCUGAUGACGAUGCUGGGGAGCUGCUGGAUUCAGACUUUGCUUUGGACCCAGAUAAGCCGACCAACUUCACCAACCCGGUGUACGCCACCCUCUACAUGGGCGCCCAGAACAGCCGCAACUCUCUGGCCAGCACGGACGAGAAGAAGGAACUUCUGUCCCAGGUGGACGAGGACCUGAGUGAGGACCCACUAGCGUAGAGCCGGGCACCAACUGAAUUCUGCCAACAUCACCCUGCCCAGCCCAGUGCUGAGCCCACACGCUCUUUCUCAUCUUCUGCCUUUACCAACUGAAAAGAAAAGCAACAAAAAAAAAAGCAAGAACACUGUACAAAAUGUAUAAAAUGAAGGACUACUUUUUUUAAGUGAUUGCAGUAUUAUAUUUUGUUUUGACGGAGAAAAAAAAAUCCUCUGAUGAUGAAAAAGGAACCGUUUUAUAAAAGGUUUGUUCAGUUCUUUUUAAUUUUGCUCACCUGCUCACGCCCCCCCCCCCCGUCUCCCCCAUCUAGCCACUACCUCUGUGCAAGUCCUAGAGUCAAACAUGGAAAGAAAGAAAGAGAGAAAGGAAGGAAGAGUGGAAGUGGAACAAAGUUAAUUUUUUAUUUUUGUAUGAAUUGUAUAGUGGAGAAAACAAAAACAGAAAUAUUGUUCCAUCGCAGAAACGUUGCUCAGUAUUUGGUUGUUGUGGGAAGAGAGAAGAGUGGGUGUCACUGAAGUACUUCCUGGUUGUUGGUUCAGGCUCGUUAUUACACCUGGUGUGUGUGCGUGCCAUUGUGAGUGUGUGUGUGUGUGUGUUUGCUGCUGGAGGUUUUAAACGGCACGUUAUUUUAACUGCACAUGGAUGGACUUGGCAAAAAAAACUACAAGCAAUUAUCUUUCACCUCCUUGCACAGACUAAAGUAUAAAUA